GGCAGUGCUGCUGCUCAAAGCUCGCACUCCCAGGCCAACUCUUAACCAACUGAGCCACUCGUUUGGCCCCCCCCCAUUUGAGAACUUGAUUCCAGAUGUAGACAGAGUGUUACCAGUACGGAUUGGAGCCAGAAAACGUCUUUCGAGAUUUCACAGCAAUCCAAGGAUGAGACACUAUUGGUAUGCUGAUGAUUCCAAAACCUGUCGAAAUUCUAGACUUUCCUCCUGGGUUUCUGACCCAUUGAUCCAUCACCUUCCUGUACAUUCCCUCGUGGACGCCCCACAGGAAUUCAAGGUGCUGCAGGAUGUGGCUGUGAAUGAAUCACAAAAGGAUGCUGGGCACUGGAUCUGCACUCAGUGGGAUCUCUGCAAGGAAGAGAUGCUAGCGGAGGGGGCCCAGCUGGUCCCACUGGAUUCUGAGACCAGGAAUAAGAUGAACUGGAAGUCAAAGAUGGAAAUUUCUGGAGAUAAAGAUUCAGCGAGGGCUGUAUCAGGAAGACUCCAAAGGCAGAUCUUCCAGGAAUGUGGAUUAGUCGAAACCAGUGAUCCUGAGGAUGGGUUAUUGAGGCAGUGGGUAAGCCCCUUUGAGGAUGCAGUGAGACAGCCCCCUUCCCAAGAGAGAGGUAUCAGGGAAGUGAAUCUCAUGCCCAAGAAAGCCAUUGCAAGAGAGAGUGGCCAUGGAUGUAAUAAUGAAGGAAGAAAAAUACUUUCUGCUGGAGAGAGAUCCCACAGUUAUGAGGUCUGUGGCCAGAGCUUCAAACAGAAGUCAGAAGUAACUGAACAUCAGAAAACUGAUAAUAACAAGAAAACUUAUGAAUGUAAGGAAUGUGGAAAAACUUUCAAUCGGAGCUCAAACCUGAUUAUACAUCAAAGAAUUCAUACAGGAAAGAAACCAUAUGUAUGUAACGAAUGUGGGAAAGACUUUAAUCAAAGUUCAAAUCUUAUUAUACAUCAGAGAAUUCAUACAGGAAAGAAACCUUAUAUAUGUCAUGAGUGUGGGAAAGACUUCAAUCAGAGUUCUAAUCUGGUUAGACAUAAGAGAAUUCAUAGCACGGAGAAUCCCUAUGAAUGUAAAGAGUGUGGGAAGGCCUUCAAGGGAAGCUCAAACCUUGUCCUACACCAGAGAAUUCAUAGUGGAGGGAAGCCAUAUAUAUGUGAUGAAUGUGGGAAGGCCUUUAACCAAAGCUCAGAUCUUAUAAUACAUCACAGAAUUCACACGGGAGAGAAACCCUAUGAAUGUUAUGAAUGUGGACAAACGUUCAGUCAAAGUUCACACCUUGUCACACAUCAGCGAAUUCAUAGUGGAGAGAAACCCUUCAAAUGUAAUGAAUGUGAAAAGGCCUUCCGGCAGCGUUCACGCCUUACCGAACACCAGAGACUCCACAGUGGAGAGAAACCCCAUGAAUGCUGUGAAUGUGGGAAAUCCUUCAGUGGGCGCACAGCUUUUCUUAAACACCAGAGACUGCAUACUGGAAAGGAACUUGAAUGUGAAAAAGCCUGCACUUCUGACUUGGAUCUUAUCAAACAACAGAGAAUUCAUAGGGAAGAAAAACCUUAUCAAUGUACUGAGUGUGGAAAAACUUUCCGGGGAAGUUCAGAUCUAAUUCGGCAUUGGAUAAUUCAUACUGGAGAGAAACCCUAUGAAUGUAGUGAAUGUGGUAAAGCCUUUAGCCAGAGAUCACACCUUGUUACACAUCAGAAAAUUCAUACUGGAGAGAAACCCUAUCAGUGCAAUGAAUGUGGGAAAGCCUUCCGGCAGCGCUCACUCCUUAUUCAGCAUCAGAGAAUCCACAGUGGUGAGAAGCCCUAUGAAUGUAAGGAGUGUGGAAAACCCUUCAUCUGGCGCACAGCUUUUCUCAAACAUCAGAGACUUCACACUGGAGAGAAACUUGAAGAAUGUCAGAAAACAUUCAGCAAGGAUGAGUUGUUUAGAAAAGAGCAGGGAAUUCACCAAGAAGAGAAAGCUUAUCCAUGUAAUCAUUGUGGCAGAACUUUCCAAGGCAGCUCAGACCUCAUCAGGCAUCAUGUAAUUCACAAAGGAGAGAAACCAUAUGAAUGUAAAGAAUGUGGGAAAACUUUCAAUCAGAGCUCAGACCUUAUGAGACAUCAUAGAAUUCAUAGUGGAGAAAAACCUUAUGUAUGCAAUAAAUGUGGGAAAUCUUUUAGGGGCAGCUCAGAUCUUAUUAAACACCAUCGUGUUCAUACUGGAGAGAAACCCUAUGAAUGCCUUGAAUGUGGGAAGGCCUUCAGUCAGAACUCACACCUUAUUAGUCACCAGAGAAUUCACACUGGAAGAAACCCUUUGAAUGUAGCAACUGUGGGAAGGCCUUCAGUGGGCGCACAGCUGUUCUUAAACAUCAGAAACUUCACACUGGAAAGGAACUUGGGGGAUGUGAGACAGUCUUCAAACAGGACUCAUUCUAAUAGGUACCAGAAACCUAAUAGAUGUAGGAAGAGCCUGGUGGAGACCACCUCUUAUUGCACUAUAGAGGAUUUUUUUAUUGAAAACCAUUUGAAGGUAGGAAAACAUUAGAAGAGUCCUGCUGGGUGGAAAACAUGUAAGUGUAAUCAGGUAGAAAAGCUCUUGGACAUAAUAGCCUUUUCUGCCUCAGAAUUGACACUGGAGUACAGUCCCUAGGAUAUAAUUAAUUACUUGAGAAUGUUUUAGGUGACUUCUAUUGUUACUAAAAUCAUUAGAAAUCACUCAGGCAACAACCUCAAAUACUAAGUUUUUCAUGGAAGGAGCCCAUUCAGUCUUGACUACCUAGUCCAGUGACAAGUAUAAAUCUGUGUUAAGUCCUUUAGGGUGAUUAAAUCUUUCUCUGGGAUGAAUUCUUCCCCUUAGAAGUGUGUUUUACACAUAUUCUCUUUUAUUCUUCCUUAUAAAAAUAGGCUUAUGCAUAUGUGAAAAGUGCUAAUUGGAAUGAUCUAUCAAUUGAGAGAAAACAAAAAAUAAUAGAAAUGACUUGACAAUAGGUCACUGAAGGCCAGGACACAAGAGCCAAGUGAGGAGUUUCCCCUGAGAAAGAGUAGUGACUACUAGUAGUAUCAGGAAAUGAAUGAGAAAGGGACAGGAGAACAGUAGGUUUGGGAAUAGAAUUAGACAGAGUGCCAGAGCCGAGCAUUUAGGUGACAUGAGUUGGUGGGAAUUAGAAAAAAAGCAUCUACUGUAAAAGGUCAAGUGAUUAUAGGGAGAGUAGUUUUGUCUUGAACCAGGGCUUUGUAAUUCGGCACAGCUUAUUUGAGAAUUGGAGAGUCUAAAUAGAACUCUGGGGAAAGGUCAGUCAUCAUCAUUUAAGCUGAUAACUAAUUUGGUAAUUAGGCCCUGUCUAACUGUGCAAUCAAACUCAAUUGUCAAAUAUUUCUUGUACUCUGAACUACUGGCAGAUUGCAUAUGAAUUUACAUAAGUCAUCAGAUAAGAAAGUUAAUGAAAGGGACAAUGUAAGGCAAGGAGAAUUUCAACUUCAUAUCUUUCCUUAGUGGGAGCAGCGCGUGAGAUGGAGGGGAUCGGUGGUUCUCAACUGGUGUGAUUUUUGCCCCCAAGGGACAUUUGACAAUGUCCAGAGAUAUUUUGGUUGUCACAACUCAGAAAAAAAUAUUGGCAUCUGAAGACCAGCAAUGUUACUAAAUAUCUUAACAAUACACAGCCCCCUCUACCCCUACACACAUAUACAACAAAGAAUUAUCUGGCCCCAAGAGUAUGUCAUGGUUGAGAAACCCUGCUCAUGAAAAUUUAGAACACCAGUCACCUGGGGCCAUUUAAGCAAGUGUUUCAAUGUGAUAUGAGCAGUGGCAGUGCAUCCCCGGAGGAACCCAGAGUCUGAUAUAAACCUUUAGUUUGAUUGUUUAGAGACGCAGUCUGCUGUAUCGGAGGGAGUACAGACAUGAGUUUGAAUCCCAGUAUGACGUAUUGGCUUCAUGACUGGAGCAAAUUAUAUAACCCCUCUGGUCUUUAUUUUCCUCAUUAAUGAAAUAGUGAUAACAUAAUCUACCUCAUGGGGGUAAUUGUGAGGUUUAAAUGAGAAAACUGAAAUUUACUGUUGACACAUAGGAAGGCAUCUGGAGCUGUCAUCAUUCUAAAACAGAAUAUGAAGUAUUUACAAGAUGAAUCGAAGAUGUAUGAGAUACAGUGCUGUCUUGUGGCUGGUAUAAAAAAUAUGACCUGUUAAAGUUCAAAGCACUGGGGGCUGUGGCUUCCCCAGAGGGACAUCCUGAACAGUGGUGGGAUGUCUUGAAGUGAAAAAGCCCACCCACACUACCCCUGAAAGCUGGCUGCUUGUGGAUGAUGUGGUACAGAUGUCUGCCUACCCCCAUCACCUGCUUCAGAGGUUUAAGCUCUUUAGUAUAAUCUCACAUAAAUGAAUAUUUUUACAUGAGAAGAUCUUUAAAUAAAUAUAUUCGGGAAGCAAAAGGAAUUCAAAAUAGCUAUCAUCAGUGAUACACUUGGAUUAACAAUUAAAGAUACUUAAAUUUUUUUAGUUAUCCCAGAUCCUAACUAAUCAAAACCAUUAUAGCUAACAGGAACAUUUUAGCAUUCUAUUUUUGUAAAAGAAAGGAAUUGGGAGUUUAUUCUAGUAAGCCCAUCUCCAUGUCCUUUCCCUGCAUUUGCAGUGCUGUACAGAGAGUGAUGCUUGUAAGGGUAAACAAGAUAUUGAAAAGGACUUGAAGGUAAUUUAAUGCAGUAGUUUCCAACUAUCUAAACGAGGCCCUCUCUUUUACUCUCCUGUGCUCUGUGUUUUAAAAGCUUUUGCUUACCAAGCUGCAUUUAUUAAAGAUGGAUUAGUUCUUUUUUUGUUGUUAUUCAAAUGCAUGGCAUAUAACCACCAAUCAUGCUUCUGAGGAUUGGCAUGACAUAACUUAGGUAUUAAAAUGCCACUCCAAAUCAAACUACUUAACAUUUUCAUUAGUCUCUUUUUCCCUUUUGUGGUCAAAUACAUAAUUUCCUUUGGGCUUUUUAGAAUAUUAACUAUUGCUUGAAGACCUCAGAUUGAAAACUAAUCUUUUCAUUUCAUCCUUGAUAGAGCUUGAAUCAUAUUGAGUGUAUCGGACUUUUGAAAGCAGGGGGAAAUUUUUGUUCCAGUAUGGAAAUGCUUUCAACUGUGAAUGUUGAAAUAAAAGUUAUGUAAAAAAUA
Messenger RNA from Hipposideros armiger (great roundleaf bat), 5133 nucleotides. It is a transcript of the gene ZNF594, whose product is annotated as zinc finger protein 594. Gene Ontology annotation, biological process: regulation of DNA-templated transcription. Lineage: Eukaryota; Metazoa; Chordata; Mammalia; Chiroptera; Hipposideridae. The record is from RefSeq and is a predicted model, not a curated record. Gene Ontology annotation, molecular function: DNA-binding transcription factor activity, RNA polymerase II-specific; RNA polymerase II cis-regulatory region sequence-specific DNA binding.